AUGUCUGACUCGGAGAAUAUUAAACUCGCAGAAUAUCUGUUCACCCGAUUGCGCCAGCUGGGUGUCCAAUCUAUCUUUGGUGUUCCCGGCGACUAUAACUUGCGCUUGCUGGAUUAUGUCGUCCCCUCUGGUCUGCACUGGGUUGGAAACUGUAAUGAGCUGAAUGCCGCAUAUGCAGCUGAUGGGUAUGCCCGUAUUACUGGCGCCUCGGCACUGGUUACCACCUUCGGCGUGGGAGAAUUGUCUGCUGCCAACGGUAUUGCGGGCGCAUACGGAGAGAGAUCACCUAUCAUCCACAUCGUCGGCACUCCACCGCGACACCAGCAGGAUUCCCGUGCGCUGAUGCACCAUACAUUCGCAGAUGGGGAAUACAAGCGCUUCGCCGCCAUGGCUAAGCAUAUUACUAUCGCCCAAACCGAGAUUACAGAUGCCGCAACGGCACCAGAGAGAAUCGAUUGGAUCCUUCAGCAAGCUCUCAUUCACAGCCGACCCGUCUACCUAGAAUUCCCCGACGACAUGCCCAAAGUGCUGGUAUCAGCUGCAAAUCUCAAGAACCCAAUCAAGCUUCCCGAGGUCCCAAGCCCUACCUACGAAUCGGCUGUCGUCGGUCGCAUCCUAGAACGUAUCUACAGUGCCAAGCAGCCCGUUAUUCUCGUCGAUGGCGAAAGCCAAGCGCUCCGAAUCGUGGAUCAGCUCGACACGCUCAUCAAAUCUACCAAUUGGCCCACCUGGACCUCCUGCUGGGGCAAGGGUCUCGUGAACGAGUCCUACCCCAACGUCUACGGUGUCUACGCCGCCACAUUCGGCGACAAGCCCGCGCAGGAAUACUUCGAAUCUGCAGACUUAAUUCUCACUUUCGGCCCACAAUAUAGUGACACAAACAGCUAUUUCUCGCAAGGAAUUCCUAAUCCAAAGGCAGCCAUUACCUUUAGGGAUACAACCAUUCAAAUCGAAUCUGAUAUAUACCGCGAUGUCUCACCUUCCAAAGUCCUAUCACAAAUCCUCUCUACACUUGAUUCCACACGCACAACCAAGGCCACGGGCCCACCUAAAACAAUCAUCACAACAGACGAUAUCAAGCCCACAGAUCUCGUUGCACAGAAGAACUUCUUCAGACUGGUUAACUCAAUCUUCCGGGAGGGAGACGUCGUCCUCACAGAAACGGGUACAGCAGCGUACGGUGGUCGUGGAUUCAAAUUACCUCCUAAUACCCGGCUCUUCAGUGCUGUUACCUGGCUCUCUAUUGGUUUCAUGCUUCCCGCUACACUGGGUACAUCGCUCGCCAAGCGAGAUCAGAACGCAAGCUCUGGAACUCGGAACCAGGCAAUUCUUAUUAUCGGAGAUGGGAGUCUGCAGAUGACAGCACAGGAGAUGAGUGUGAUGAUCAAGAAGAAGCUUGAUAUUCUGAUCAUAAUCAUUAAUAAUGAGGGCUACACGAUUGAGCGGGUGAUUCAUGGCCGGAAACAGGAGUACAAUGAUGUACCCUUCUGGAGGCAUAGAGAGGCUCUUAGCUACUUUGGGGCUGACGCGGAACAUGUUAAGAAUAAUACGUUCGAGGCGAGGACGGUGGGUGAGUUGCAGGAUGUUUUAAAGGAUGAGAGGGUAACAGAUGGGAAGGGACUGCGGAUUGUGGAGGUCUUCAUGGAGAGAGAGGAUGUACAGGAAGGACCUUUAAUGUCGGUUUUGCAUAAGCAGCUGGCCGAGGAAGAGGAGGAGCGCAACUCUGUUUAA
Molecule: messenger RNA, 1731 nt
Organism: Penicillium angulare
Lineage: Eukaryota; Fungi; Ascomycota; Eurotiomycetes; Eurotiales; Aspergillaceae
Product: alpha-keto acid decarboxylase family protein
Exons: 1
Coding region: 1-1731 (576 amino acids)
Molecular function (GO): thiamine pyrophosphate binding; magnesium ion binding; carboxy-lyase activity
Source: RefSeq, a predicted model, not a curated record